This is a messenger RNA of Episyrphus balteatus (marmalade hoverfly), 1145 nucleotides long. RefSeq lists its product as uncharacterized. The transcript has 4 exons. Lineage: Eukaryota; Metazoa; Arthropoda; Insecta; Diptera; Syrphidae. The record is from RefSeq and is a predicted model, not a curated record. Bases 267 to 1103 code for a protein of 278 amino acids.
UUUUUUUUUGUUUUCUUUUGCAUCCCUCAUUCCCAAUAUGCAUUUUCUGAUUGUGGGGAAUACCUUUAUAUUAUUGUGAUGGAAUGCAAAUAACGUUUUAUAGAACGUGUUAGAAUUUUUUCCUUCGAACUAAGGUAUUUCACAAACAGAAUCAUUCGACAAAAAGGUAAAAUGUAUUAGGGUUUUGACAAGUUCUGUCUGGCAAAAUUAUGGGUCACCAAGAGAAAGGUUAAUCAAAAACACGUUAUUGAUGAAGAAAACUACGUAUGCUAAAGGGUUUUGACUUCAUGUGGGAAUAUUGGAAGAAAUGCUUUUAUCAAAUACAAAGCUUUUUUAUCUAUAGUAUCGAAAAAGAAAAAAAAAUCAACUAUACCUUAAGGUAUGAUCCAUAUUCCACAUAUCAAUAUAAAAACAGACUAAGUUUAAUGAGCUCAAAACCUGUGGUAAAGACGGUUUCAAAAGCAAGAAACUUGAGAAGGUUUGCGUUUUUCAUUACCAAAUUAAACUUCUUGUCUUCUGUGGAGCUACUUCUUUACGAAAGGUGUUGCACUUUGUCUUUCGUCACAAGUUGCUUAGCAACACUAAGAAAAAACAACACAUUCGUGGUAUAUUGUGUUCCGUUAUAUGCCUUUGAGAAAUACAAACUUGGAAUUAUUAUAAAAUGCCACAGAAAAUAUGAUAUGAGCAUCAGACAUUCGUCAGCAUUCAACAAAGAUUCAAUAAGCCUUCAAGCUAAUAACAAAAAUAUAUCAAAAAUCAUCAUGUUCAAAUACGUUGCUUUGUUCUGCAUUAUUUCCGUGGCUAAUGCUGGAAUUCUUUCUGGAUCUUUGGGUACUGUUGUCUCAGCUCCAACUGUCAUCGCAGCUCCAAGAAUUAUAUCAGCACCAGCCGUUAGUGUUUUGAGAACAGCACCAAUAGCAACUAUUGGAGCUCCAUUGGGAAUUAGCAGUGGAUUGAUAUCUAAUGGUCUUAUUUCAAAUGGACUGGUUUCGGGAGGAUUAAUCUCAAAUGGACUUGUAUCUGGUGGAUUAGUUACUAAGGGAUUGGUUUCUGGCGGUUUGAUCUCUGGAGGAUUAGUGUCAAGCGGAAAAUUGUUGAUCUAAAAAUGUUAGUUCUUGUAAAUCCUUUGAUAUUGGAUACAAUAA